Messenger RNA from Rosa chinensis, 1062 nucleotides. RefSeq names its product gibberellin 3-beta-dioxygenase 1. The coding region runs from base 1 to 1062 and encodes 353 amino acids. The transcript is spliced from 2 exons. Lineage: Eukaryota; Viridiplantae; Streptophyta; Magnoliopsida; Rosales; Rosaceae. Gene Ontology annotation, molecular function: gibberellin 3-beta-dioxygenase activity. The record is from RefSeq and is a predicted model, not a curated record. Gene Ontology annotation, biological process: gibberellin biosynthetic process; response to light stimulus.
AUGAGUUCAACUACUACCCGAAACCUCUCCCAUAUCGUCCCACUCGACUUCAACUCCAUCCACACAUUACCCGACUCCCACACUUGGGACUCCUCCACGGACCACCACCCCUUCACAGAACUCGUACCCAUCAUAGACCUACUUGACCCGAAUGCCGCCUCGCUCAUACAGCUUGCCUCUGAGCAAUGGGGUGUGUUCCAAGUCACCAACCACGGCAUUCCAAUGAACUUAAUCCAAGAAGCGGAGCUACAAGCCCGUGGAUUGUUUGAGCUGCCUAGGGACCAAAAACUCCAGGCACUUCGAUCACCGGAGAGCUUAACCGGUUACGGGCGAGCCCGCAUUUCCGCCAACUUCGCAAAGCUGAUGUGGUCGGAGGGUUUCACGAUGAUCGGGUCUCCGCUUAAACAUGCGGCUCAGCUCUGGCCAGAUGACCACUCGGUCCAAACCUACUUCUGUAAUGUAAUGGAGGAGUACCAAAAGAAGAUGAAGGGCCUAUGUGGAAAAUUGAUAAGGCUGUUGCUUGGAUCAUUGGGCUUGGACCAAGAAGAUGUUAAAUGGCUGAACCGGCCCAAAAAGAGCGGCAGAAAUUUUCCACAGGUCUUGCAACUGAACUCGUAUCCGGUUUGUCCGGACCCGUCCCGAGCCAUGGGGUUGGCUCCUCACACAGACUCCUCAAUUUUCACAGUGCUAAACCAAAGCAACAUAAGUGGCCUGCAAGUCUUUAAGGAUGGGAUUGGUUGGGUGCCGGUUCACCCGGUCCCCGGUGCACUUGUAGUCAAUGUAGGUGAUUUGUUGCACAUACUAUCCAACGGCCGGUUCAAGACUGCAGUGCAUCGUGCGGUUGUCAAUGAGCUAUAUCACCGCAUCUCCAUCGCCUACUUCUACAGCCCACCGUACGACGUGAAGAUAUCACCGCCGAUGAAGUUGAUCGACCAAGAUCAUCCUCCCCUAUAUCGACCGGUAACUUGGAAGGAAUACCUUGGUAUCAAAGGAACACAUUUCAACAGGGCACUUGAUCUAAUCAGGAAUGACACGGACCAAGCACCAUACAUGCAUGAAUAG